Paramecium tetraurelia is the source of this 654-nucleotide messenger RNA. RefSeq lists its product as uncharacterized. The transcript has a single exon. The record is from RefSeq and is a predicted model, not a curated record. NCBI's taxonomy places the organism in Eukaryota, Ciliophora, Oligohymenophorea, Peniculida, Parameciidae.
AUGAAUUUUUUUGAAUAGAGUUUUGGAAAAGAGGAUCCCUUUUAAAAGACAGCCUAAUUCUUUAAUCCUGAAGUCACAAAAACUAAGUAAUAAAUGCUCAGAAGGAGAAGAGAGAAUUCUUUACCUUAAUAAAAUCUGGCAGCAAUCAAAAAUAUGUUGUUGAAAACUAAAUUAUUACAAAAAAAUCCUGUUUCAAGAAAAUCUACGAUGCAUUCAAUCAAGGAUUCUAAUAAAGAAAAUUUAGGUAAUUAACAAAGCACCAAAUAAAGUACAAAGCAAAGUACAUAAUAAAGUGCUCAAGAUGUCUCGGAUGUUUGUUAUAAUAUUUUCAAUUAUCUUGAUUAGAAUAUCAAGCAAUCUCCAAAUUCUUUUAUUCAAUAACAGUAUGAAUCCUGCAAACCUGUCAAAAAAUCCAAUAUUUUUUAAUACAAUAGUUAAGAUACAAGUCAAAUAGAAAACAAUUCUAAAAACUAUAAAAUGUCAAGUCAAGAGAAAAAGAGAACCAUUAAGGUAACAGAUCCCUAUGGCAUAUUUACUAAAUAAUUAAUUUCAGUUCCUAGAAAGUAUUCAUCAAAAUCCUUUGUUAAUCAAAAAGCUUAAAUCAAAUUAGUUGAUAGAAUAUUUUCAUCCAGAUCAGAUAGUUUGUAGGAAUGA